Messenger RNA from Chlorocebus sabaeus (green monkey), 1385 nucleotides. It is a transcript of the gene MLNR, whose product is annotated as motilin receptor. Gene Ontology annotation, molecular function: G protein-coupled peptide receptor activity. The record is from RefSeq and is a predicted model, not a curated record. Gene Ontology annotation, biological process: G protein-coupled receptor signaling pathway. NCBI's taxonomy places the organism in Eukaryota, Metazoa, Chordata, Mammalia, Primates, Cercopithecidae. Gene Ontology annotation, cellular component: plasma membrane.
AUGGGCAGCCGCUGGAACAGCAGCGACGGCCCCGAGGACGCGCGGGAGCAGCCAUGGGCCGCGCUGCCGCCUUGCGACGAGCGCCGCUGCUCGCCCUUUCCCCUGGGGGCCCUGGUGCCGGUGACCGCAGUGUGCCUGGGCCUGUUCGCCGUCGGGGUGAGCGGCAACGUGGUGACCGUGCUGCUCAUCGGGCGCUACCGGGACAUGCGGACCACCACCAACUUGUACCUGGGCAGCAUGGCAGUGUCCGACCUACUCAUCCUGCUCGGGCUGCCCUUCGACCUGUACCGCCUCUGGCGCUCGCGGCCCUGGGUGUUCGGGCCGCUGCUCUGCCGCCUAUCGCUCUACGUGGGCGAGGGCUGCACCUACGCCACGCUGCUGCACAUGACGGCGCUCAGCGUCGAGCGCUACCUGGCCAUCUGUCGCCCGCUCCGCGCCCGCGUCCUGGUCACCCGGCGCCGCGUCCGCGCGCUCAUCGCUGUGCUCUGGGCGGUGGCGCUGCUCUCUGCUGGGCCCUUCUUGUUCCUGGUGGGCGUCGAGCAGGACCCCGACAUCUCCGUGGUCCCGGGCCUCAAUGGCACCGCGCGGCUCGCUCCCUCGCCUCCCGCCUCGUCGCCGCCCCUCUGGCUCUCGCGGGCGCCACCGCCGUCCCCGCCGUCGGGGCCCGAGACCGCGGAGGCCGCGGCGCUGUUCAGCCGCGAAUGCCGGCCAAGCCCCGCGCAGCUGGGUGCGCUGCGUGUCAUGCUGUGGGUCACCACCGCCUACUUCUUCCUGCCCUUUCUGUGCCUCAGCAUCCUCUAUGGGCUCAUCGGGCGCGAGCUGUGGAGCAGCCGGCGGCCGCUGCGAGGCCGGGCCGCCUCGGGGCGGGAGAGAGGCCACCGGCAGACCGUCCGCGUCCUGCUGGUGGUGGUUCUGGCAUUCGUAGUUUGCUGGUUGCCAUUCCACGUUGGCAGAAUCAUUUACAUAAACACGGAAGAUUUGCGGAUGAUGUACUUCUCUCAGUACUUUAACAUCGUCGCUCUGCAACUUUUCUAUCUGAGCGCAUCUAUCAACCCAAUCCUCUACAACCUCAUUUCAAAGAAGUACAGAGCGGCAGCCUGUAAACUGCUGCUUGCAAGGAAGUCCAGGCCGACAGGCUUACACAGAAGCAGGGACACUGCGGGGGAAGUUGCAGGGGACACUGGAGGAGACACAGCAGGCUACACCGAGACAAGCGCUAACAUGAAGACGACGGGGUAACCAGCAUGGCCAAGCCAGGAUCCUCUCGCAGUUCUAAGACUUCGGGGAAAACAGGUGUGUAGAGAAAUAAAGACUGAAAGUAAGGAACAGAUCCUGUUAAGAAGAAUGGAAAGAGGGUGGCAGUUGUGCCAGUUGGUUAAGAAAUA